Molecule: messenger RNA, 1147 nt
Organism: Aphanomyces astaci
Lineage: Eukaryota; Oomycota; Saprolegniomycetes; Saprolegniales; Verrucalvaceae
Exons: 5
Coding region: 39-1118 (359 amino acids)
Biological process (GO): regulation of transcription by RNA polymerase II; regulation of cyclin-dependent protein serine/threonine kinase activity
Cellular component (GO): transcription factor TFIIK complex; nucleus
Molecular function (GO): cyclin-dependent protein serine/threonine kinase regulator activity
Source: RefSeq, a predicted model, not a curated record
CUUGCAUAUCACAAGCGGCGGUCAGCGGUCAGAACAGCAUGUCGUACUUGACGACGUCUACCCACCUAAACAACUGGAUCUUCACUCCAGACCAGCUCAAGCAGGUGGCAAGGCUCAAGGCAAACAAGGCGAGGAAGCAGUGGGCGAUGUGUGCCGCGAACCCAUUGCUCCAACGGAAACCUCGCUCGUUUGCAUGUUUGUUGCCGGCGACGACCAACGCCACAUUGGAUGCCAGCGACUGGAACGAUUCGUUAGAAGAGGUCGACGUCGGCGUCGUGGACGACCCGUCCAUCUUCUUGACCGAUCACGAAGAAGCGAUGGUGGUCGAUUUCUAUCAAGUCCAGGUCCAGAAUACAUGCACAACGGUCUUCAAAACGUCCGACAAAGUCAAGGCGGCGGCGGUGCUUCUCUUCAAACGGUUCUACCUGUCCAACAGCAUCAUGGAGUUCCACCCCAAGUACAUUGGCGCGACGUGCAUCUACGUGGCGGGAAAGGUCGAGGAGCAAUACAUUAGCGUCGAGACCCUCGUCAAGUCUUACGAUGGCGUGGUCAAGGAGUCGGAUGUGAUUGCCCACGAAAUGAUCGUGCUCGAAGGCGUGCGCUUCCAGCUGAUCAUGUACCAUCCAUUUCGAUCGCUCACGGGAUUCAUCGACGACCUCCGCGCGCACUCCAAGUCGACGCGUCACACGGACGUGCCCAUCUCGACGCUGCAGACGCUGCAUGCCACGGCCACGGCGGUGAUCAACGACCUGCUCCUGACGGACGCGCCCUUGUUGUACCCGCCGGCGGUGGUCGCGCUCGCAGGAUUGCAAGUGGCGACGACGGUAGAGAUGGCCAUCGACUGGACCAAGUACCUGUUGGCGUGCAAACGUGGGCAGGGGCAGUCCAUGCACGAGGUCGUCCAAGCCAUCCAAGAGGUCGUACAGCUCCGCGCGGCGCGGGAGGCCGACGCCGCGGCGUCCGAAGCGGAGCUCAAGUCUGCGUACAAGAAGCUCAAGGGGUUUUACAAAUCGACGCCGAAGAAGGCGGCUGCGGACGAGUCCAAGGAGCCGAAAGCGAAGAAACACAAGUCCUCGGAUGGGAAAAAGUCUAAAAAGAGCAAAAAGGGAGUCGCCUAAGCCAAUCAAUCAAUCAUGUAUUAGCUAUA